Messenger RNA from Ornithorhynchus anatinus (platypus), 2423 nucleotides. It is a transcript of the gene VAMP2, whose product is annotated as vesicle associated membrane protein 2. Gene Ontology annotation, molecular function: SNAP receptor activity; syntaxin-1 binding. Gene Ontology annotation, cellular component: plasma membrane; SNARE complex. Gene Ontology annotation, biological process: vesicle-mediated transport; vesicle fusion; SNARE complex assembly. The transcript is spliced from 5 exons. Lineage: Eukaryota; Metazoa; Chordata; Mammalia; Monotremata; Ornithorhynchidae. The record is from RefSeq and is a predicted model, not a curated record. The coding region runs from base 105 to 389 and encodes 94 amino acids.
UGCCCGGAUGUGGGUGACGCGCGGCCGCCAUCUUCCCGCGCCGGGGCUGCCCGCACCAUUCCCCACCGACCGCUGACCGCCGCCCCGACCGCUCGCCCGUCGACAUGUCCGCUCCUGCCGCCCCCGCCCCCCCCGCUGCCCCGGCCGGGGAGGGGGGGCCCCCGGCCGCUCCCCCCAACCUCACCAGCAACCGCAGGCUGCAGCAGACCCAGGCCCAAGUCGAUGAGGUGGUGGACAUUAUGCGGGUGAACGUAGACAAAGUCCUGGAGCGGGACCAGAAGCUGUCGGAGCUGGAUGACCGGGCCGACGCGCUCCAGGCCGGGGCCUCCCAGUUUGAGACCAGCGCGGCCAAGCUCAAGCGCAAAUACUGGUGGAAAAACUCAAGAUGAUGAUCAUUCUGGGAGUGAUAUGCGCCAUCAUCCUCAUCAUUAUCAUCGUUUACUUCAGCUCCUAAGCCCUGGGUGGAGUCGCCUCCCCCCCCGACACACACACUCCCUGCCCCUGAGAGGGGUCCUGCCCACCCCACCUCCCCGCCAGCCCUCCAUCCGACGGCCCCCUCCCUCACUCAGCCAUAUCUUCCAGCCCCCUCGCCCCGGGGCCCUGGGGUCAGCGUGCGCGUGUGUGUAUGUGUGUGUGUGUGUGUCCGCGUGUGUCUUCCUGCCCCCCACCCCUGUAAAUAGUCGGGUUGUUAUUUAUACAUAUAUAAUAUUAUAUAUAUUUGGUCUGUUUGUAGUUUUAUUACUAGGAGAUUUUUCCGGUUGUUCUUAAGUCCCUUGACCCCAGCCCUCCUCCCGCCCACCCGGACCUUGCCCUCUCCAGCCCCCUCCCUCAUUUCACAUCCCAUCUGCAUUGACUAUGCAACCCUUCCACUCUGACCUCCCCCACCCUCCCCUCGCCUCCCCAGAUUUGGCUCCGACCCUGGGACCCAGGCCCCUCCACCCAGCCUGAGUCCGUCAUUCCCCCCGCCCGCCCAGAAUAUCCCAGUUGCCAGCAAUAGCCGAGGCCCCGCAUCUGUUCCGUCCAGUCGCCCCCGGACGGCCUUCCGGCCUUCCUCCUGAGCUCCUUCCACCCAGUGCCCUCCCCGCCACUCCCCCCACCCCAGCGGUCGUCGGCCCAUCACCUGCAGCCCUGGUUUCCUCCUCCCGACCUGCCUCGCUUCCCCGACCUCUUGCCCCUGUCUUGAGCACCCAGUCCGUUCCCCGUCUCCCCCAGCCUGGGAGCCCCAGGGGGGGGCGGGGACCCCGCCCGACCCGCUGAGCUUGUGUCUCCCCCGAUUCCCCCAGCGUUUAGCACAGUGCACACCGCACACAGUUCCCAAGUCCCGACCCCUGGAGCCCUCCCACUGACUCCUGUUCCCUUAGGCGGGGGGAUGGAGACUCCUGGGUCCCGCCCCCUCCCACCCCCAUCCCAUCAUCCUCUGACCUUCCCACCCAACCCCCCAGCCUCAUGAUUCCCUUCCCACCCCCACAAAAUGUCCCCAAUCCACCCCUCCCAGGGCCACUGUCUGUUCCUCUCCAACUCUUCUCCGCUGUCAUCCCCCCUUUCCCCCAGCUGGUGUGUUUUAAGUGUCUUGCAGUUGUCAAUGGACCAAUUAUCUCCACCCUCCUCCUCCUCUUCUUCCUCUUCCAGAGGGCUGAGUAACUCUCCCCUGCCGAUGUGCACCUCCUCCCCCGCCCCCCCAUCCUGUUGGGGUUGAGGAGGGACUCUGACAUUCCCGAGCAGGGCGAAGUGGGGGGGGGUUCUCCUUAACGGGCCCUCCUGCCCCGGGUACACAUUCCACGUCCCGUUUCCCGGGGGUGGCCUCCACGGGCCCGACACUGCCGAGGAGUGCCCCAGCUCGCCCCCCACCCCCACUCCCAGUUUUGGAGAGCAGCAGUCACUGCCCAGUUCCCCCCUCUCCGCACUCACCCACCUUCCAGAUUGGGGGUGGGGAAGGGGGACCAGGAGGGGGAGACCGAGACACUGCCAAGGGGGGGAAGGCCAAGCUGUAGGGGUGGAUCUAGGGCAGGCAACUUCUCCCAGGCUGAGGGAGAAGUAGUGGGGGAGAAAUAGGGUCACUGUCUCUUUAAAUGGUCAAAUUCCCCCCCGGGGGGUGAGAUUGGAUCGGGGGGUGGGGGGCCACGGCCCCUUCUGAGUCCUACAAUCAGGGGGUCACUGCUGCUCCUCCUAAUUCACCCUCACCCCUAACCCAGGGAGGGGGGGCGGACCAGAUGGGGCCCGGGGGGCGGUUGGUGGUGGUGGUGGGGGGUCCUGAUCACUAGGGCCUCCUCCCUCCCCUCCCCCAGAUCACCCCGGGGCCCAUUCUCCUUCAGCCCCCUCUGCCCUCAUCCCUCCGUCUUCCCCCCCGUGCCCCCGGUUCUCUGUGGCGCGUCCAGAUUGGUUUAUGCUGUGAAAAUGUACAAUAAAUGUGUUGCGAGAAUCCA